This is a messenger RNA of Debaryomyces tyrocola, 1071 nucleotides long. The record is from the annotation of a GenBank genome assembly. Lineage: Eukaryota; Fungi; Ascomycota; Pichiomycetes; Serinales; Debaryomycetaceae.
AUGAGUUCAAUUCCAACAUUAAGAUGGGGCAUUAUUGGUACAGGUUUUAUUAGCACAUGGUUCGUUGAUGAUAUUUUAUUAGAAAGAAAGGAUAGGAAAGCAAAUCAUGUUAUCCAAGCUAUCGGCGCAUCAUCGAAAGAAAAAGGUCAAUCAUUUUUGGCAAAGUACAAUAAAAAACUCAACAAGGGCACUUAUAUAGGUACGUACAACGAUAUCUAUUCACAUAAUGAAGUAGAUAUUGUUUAUAUAGGUUUGCCACAUGUUUUUCAUAAGGAAAGCGCUUUAAAAGCCAUUGAACAAGGGAAACAUGUUUUGCUAGAAAAGCCAGCAGGUGUUAAUGCUGAAGAACUUAAAGAAUUGGUAUUAGCUGCUAAGUGGCACAAUGUUUUCCUUAUGGAAGGUGUUUGGUUAAGAUUUAGACCAAUAAUUUUGGAAUUGCAACAGCUCAUAUUGAAAGAUAAAAUUUUGGGGGAAAUAUAUCGCUUGUUUUCCGAUUUCUCCAUGGACAUGAAAUUGGAUUCUUUGAGUGAUAAUUCUAGGUUAAAGUCUAACUCUUUAGGUGCUGGUGCUUUGCUAGAUAUUGGAAUCUACUCUCUAACUUACGCUAGGCUCUUUUUGGAUAACCAAUUAGGUGAAAAUCAUACACCAUUCGAAGUCAAGUGUUUUCAGACUGUUAAGAAUGGUAUUGAUUACAUGACAAGUGCUAUAAUUAGUUACUCUAACGGGAAGCAGGCCAUAAUUACUAAUUCUGUCUAUAAUCAGACGCCAGAAACUUUUUUUAGACUUGAAGGUGAAUUAGGGUGUCUCCUAAUCAGUGGAUCCGGCUCUAUUCCUACAAGCUACAAAAUUGAGUUCAAAGAUAAUGAGAAAGAACCUAUUCAAAAAAGCUUUCCUAUCAAGGGGAUUCAUGGCUUGGGUUUUCACUACGAAGCGGACGCUAUUGCGCUUGACAUUGAAAUGGGUAAAAUCGAGAAUGAAUUAAUCCCAUGGGACGAAUCUAUUUUGGUUUUGGAAACUAUGGAUGAUAUGCGCAAACAAGGAGGAGUCUCAUAUCCCCAGGAUGUGUUGUAA